Molecule: messenger RNA, 776 nt
Organism: Etheostoma spectabile (orangethroat darter)
Lineage: Eukaryota; Metazoa; Chordata; Actinopteri; Perciformes; Percidae
Product: iroquois-class homeodomain protein irx-3
Biological process (GO): neuron differentiation; cell development; regulation of transcription by RNA polymerase II
Cellular component (GO): nucleus
Molecular function (GO): DNA-binding transcription factor activity, RNA polymerase II-specific; RNA polymerase II cis-regulatory region sequence-specific DNA binding
Source: RefSeq, a predicted model, not a curated record
ACUAGAAAUGUCAAUCUGAGCAAGGGAGUCCCAAUAAUCUAAAGCAAUCUGUAAGGACCUGACCUUAGUCCAUCCAGAUCAAUAGGGAAGUGAGGGUGGAAAGAAGAAGAAGAAGAAGAAGAAGAAGAAGAAGAAGAAAAAGAAGAAGAAGAAGAAGAGGAAGAAAUAAGGGGCGCAACCGGAUCGUUUACACUGGCUGUUCCCGAGGAAAUAUAGACUUCCCUUGCUUGCACCUUUGGUUGCUCACAUGCUCUCACUGUAAAAGUGGAUAUCGAGGCAAUUCCCUUGCUUUGUGUGAUUCCAGCAGACUUUUCCCCCUUUUCCUACCACCAUGUCUUUCCCUCAGCUGGGAUAUCAGUACAUCCGACCGAUAUACCCGCCGGAGCGCCAGGGGAUCGCCAGCAAUGCCCGGGCCGGGACCGAGCUCAGUCCGUCCGGCGCACUCUCCAACGUCCUCUCCUCCAUGUACGGAUCUCCUUUCGCCGCAGCAGCGCAGGGCUAUGGAGCGUUUCUGCCCUACUCUAACGAUAUAUCAAUUUUCAAUCAAUUGGGUGCUCAGUAUGAACUGAAAGACAGUCCCGGUGUCCAGCACCCAGGGUUUGCCCACCAUCACCCUGCUUUUUACCCAUAUGGCCAAUAUCAGUUCGGUGACCCGUCCAGACCCAAAAACGCCACCAGGGAGAGCACCAGCACCCUGAAGGCCUGGCUCAGCGAGCACCGCAAGAACCCCUACCCAACCAAGGGAGAGAAGAUCAUGCUGGCCAUCAUCACCAAAA